CGUACCGUAGUCCAUCAGUAAGAGUACUGUCCUCCGCGGUUUUCCAAGGAAAAUUCGCCAUUCAGUGAUUAGUCGCGUCUGAUCGCCUCGUUACGCGUUCGACUAACAAGUCGAGGUUAUUUUCGACGGAUCUGUUCAACUAAAUCGCCAAGACGAAGCUCAAAAUGUCAUUGGGCAAUCACGCUGCCCUUACACCCCUGGAGGACAUGUCAGCUGGUCGGGGGCAAGCAUGUGGGGAUCCCUCGAUUUGUCAGAAAGUUUUUAUACAACGUGACUACAGUGAGGGUACUAUGGUUAAGUUUCAAACACAAUUUCCCAGGGAGUUAGAGAGCAGACUGGACAGGCAGUUGUUUGAGAACACGAUCACUCAGUUGAACAACUACUUCGAGGAAGCAGAACAAGCCAGUUGUUCCACGUAUUGCGAAAGCUGUUUAGCUUGUCUCACUGGUUACCUAAUUUAUAUAUGUACAGAGACUCAUUAUGAGAAGUGUUUAAGAAAGGUGGCUAAGUUUGUUAGUGAACAAAAUGACAGAGUCUAUAAGCCACGUGGUCUCCUAUUAUCAAAUCCAAUAAUGCGUGGUCUUAGGCUAAUAGAAAUUUCAGUACUGGACACACCUGCGUCGUGA
Messenger RNA from Habropoda laboriosa, 626 nucleotides. Its product is annotated as golgin subfamily A member 7. Gene Ontology annotation, biological process: peptidyl-L-cysteine S-palmitoylation; protein targeting to membrane. Gene Ontology annotation, cellular component: palmitoyltransferase complex. The transcript has 3 exons. NCBI's taxonomy places the organism in Eukaryota, Metazoa, Arthropoda, Insecta, Hymenoptera, Apidae. Bases 165 to 626 code for a protein of 153 amino acids. The record is from RefSeq and is a predicted model, not a curated record.